AUGGGCGCCCUUGUGCUUGGUGGAGCAUGGCCAGCCUCGCGCCAACCACGGCCAUCGAUGAGCUUGACGGCAAUGGUGUGCUCGUCCUUGGAACGCGCCCGAGCCCUUGAAGUUGCCAAGGAGCUUAGACGACCGUACACUUUUCAGGCCCUCGACAUCGACGACGGCUCAAUCAUCCUUCAUCUAAAGAGCCCAAUUUCUUCUCCUGAUAUCCCAUAUCGGUUCUCUUUUGGAGUUCCCCUGUCCCUCAGCACCCACUAUAUCACAACCCGACGCUUUCGAGCGAGCACGCCCGACCCAGGUCCUCGAGAACUCGCUGCGUUACACUGUCGAGAAGCCGAGAAGCACGAGAAGGAAACUGUCGACGCCGAAGUGGCUUUGAAAGAAGUGGAUCAUCAAGUCAGGGGGAAGGAUCCAACUCUACUAUUAAGUAAGAGCUCUCUAUUAAGCAAAGUCUCGCCUCUAAAAGAACUAGCCUACUACUAA
Molecule: messenger RNA, 486 nt
Organism: Trematosphaeria pertusa
Lineage: Eukaryota; Fungi; Ascomycota; Dothideomycetes; Pleosporales; Trematosphaeriaceae
Exons: 4
Coding region: 1-486 (161 amino acids)
Source: RefSeq, a predicted model, not a curated record